This is a messenger RNA of Yarrowia lipolytica CLIB122, 3855 nucleotides long. RefSeq lists its product as uncharacterized. Gene Ontology annotation, cellular component: nucleus. Gene Ontology annotation, molecular function: protein binding; DNA binding; histone methyltransferase activity. The record is from RefSeq and is a predicted model, not a curated record. NCBI's taxonomy places the organism in Eukaryota, Fungi, Ascomycota, Dipodascomycetes, Dipodascales.
AUGUCCUCUCGCACCACCAGAGGGACACAAAAGACGCUGGCGGUGGGGGUGAUCCGGGACUUCUUCCGCGAGUCGCCCUUGCCGGACACAAACGAGUUCAUUGAGGAGUUUGUGAUGCGCCAUUCGUACACAUACGAGUACCCGGACACCCCCCAGGGCCAGCGCAUGUGGCAACAAUACCAUGGCGACAAGAUCAACAAGGAGGCGCGUCAGGCGAUUCUGGCCAAGUUUGGCGGCAAGAGAGGCCCAGUGAAGAGUGACCCUGCAGAUGACGUGGCAGAGGACGCCCAGGGAGAGGCUGUGGAGACGGCUGCUGCCACGGAGGAGGACGAGAGUCCCGCCACAAAGGAGUUUGUGACCCAAGGCGAGUACGCCGACACCGACAGUGACGCCAGUGACGGACAUUUUUCGCUGCCGUUGCCCGUGGAUCAGGACGUUCUCAACACCAACAAGGACUUUCAAUUGCCGUGGAACAUUUACUGUCCAACCGGUAACGUCAAGCCCAAAAGCUGGAAGUCCAUCAAGAGAAACAUCUUCAUCGACGUGGAGCCCCCGAAACCGUCUACUCUCAAAUCAAUUUGCGCCUGUGUCGAUCGCUGCGACGAGUCGUGUCUCAACAAGAUGCUUCAAUUCGAAUGCGACUCCUCAAACUGUCCUUUUGGGGACGUUGAUUGUGGCAACAGAGAAUUUGGUUUGCUCAAAAAUCGCACAUCACGCUUCUACCACCAAGCCAUUGAGAUCAUCCACACCGAAAGUAAGGGCUAUGGGCUUCGCGCAUGUCGUUCUUUUGCUCCUGGCGAGCUUGUGUGCGAGUACACAGGUGAUGUGAUUUCCCCAAGUGAAAUCAAGCGCCGCCUGGACAACGAGUACGCAGAUUCGGACAAUUACUACUUUCUAAAUCUCGAAAAGGGAGCCGUCAUCGACAGUGGACUUCGAGGAAGCGCGGCUCGUUUUGUCAACCAUUCGUGCAUGCCCAAUUGCGAGAUGCAAAAAUGGUUUGUCAAGGGUCUGCCUCGAGUCGGUCUUUUUGCCGGCGAAGACGGCGUCCAGAACGGACAGGAGCUAACGUACGAUUACAAUUUCGUGUGGUUUGAGGGUGCCAAGGCACAGACUUGCCAUUGUGGAGCUUCCCAAUGUCGAGGAAUUAUUGGUAGAAGAGCUGGCGAAAAGGCCACGACGGAGCGAGCUAGCAGUGUUGGAGCUAUCGAGAGCUCGUCGAGAAAGCGGGCGUCUACCGCAGACGUUGUCACGCCCAAACGAGGAAGGCCAAAGAAAUCCGGAUCAGACUCGCCCAAGCUACACAAGCCGCGUGAUUUGGAUACCCCUAUAGUGAAGGCACGUGACAAGCCGCGUGAUCAGCGGGUGACUCCGCGGUCACGCGACUCUCUCAAGCGCGAUCUGCUCAAGCGAGACUUGUUGGCGGUACCCAAGACGCGCGACAAGUCCCGUGACAAGUCUGCCGACAAGAAAAAGCGUCUUUCUCUCCCUGCAAAGCUUGGAAAGUCCAAGUUGCGCGAGUCUUUGUCAGCAGCCGAUGCUGCCAUUGCUACCACACCCAAGAAACGUGGUCGUCCUAGAAAGGUGACGGUUGAGGGAACCAAGGCAGAGGCUGUGUCAGUAGAAGAGGGUGUGGAUGAGGACUCGGUUAUCAUCGAUGAGUCGACAGUUGAUCCAGUUACACCUCCCAAGCGAGGUCGACCUCCGAAGACCAGGUCUCAGUCUGGUGGAAAAAAGAAGCGUGGCCGACCGGCAAAAAUUCAGGUCAAGGACGAGUCGCAUCAUGAAACAGAAGUCAGUGAAAUCAACAAAAAGUCGCCUGCAGAACCCAAGAAAAGUGAGACACCCACCCGCCGACUUCGAAAUCUACGAAAUAAUGUCACUCUGCAUGUUGGGGAGUUGUUGGAAGAGGAACCUCGUGAAGCGUCUAGAGAACUGGAGGAAGUUGGGGAGGUUGCUGCAGCUGGGGCAGACGACUCCGACAUGGAAACUUUUCAGGACGCCCAUGAAGACUUUCAGGAGGCUUCCAGGGCCAGAGCCAAGUAUACUGCGACACCCGAUCUUGAGUCGCAUGGUCAUUCUUCCUCCGACCAGGACUAUACUCCUACUGGUGCCAAAAAGCCGGUCAAAAAACGAACCCAAAGAGCUCGACGGUCUACCGCAAACUACGAGUCUACAAUGGUCGUGGACGAGAGCGAUGAUGACGUUGCAAUAGCCUGUGAUCCAACUGCAGUGGAGGAGGAUAAGGACGACGAGAAGGAGAACCUGCGCCGUAAGAAGCGUAGGACGACCAGUGAGAUUGAGUAUGUGGAAACUACUUCUCCUUCUGAUGCUAGGCGCAAGAACAGACGACGAGUGACUCUGAACAAGGACUACAGAAUACCCGACUAUAAUGAGGACUCCGACGAGGACUUGCGUGGUGUAGAGAAAGAAGUCAAACCAGAGAAUGCCGUGUCAUUGCCUCAGGGUGUGCCUCCAGAGAAUUUGCAUGAAAUUGACGCGUCGUUGGACACUGUGCCAGACGCACCUCCUGGCUCUUUUCGUUCUUUUUCACUCCAACAGCCGUUGGCUCUUCCUCGAACAAGCAAAGUGGUAGAUCGAAACAUCAAGGGGAUUAGACAGCUGCAUCAGUUAUCAAAAGAAGGAGGUCAGUUCAGCACCGGCCGAUUUCGAGUUGACAGAAGUGCUCCCGAACCUGCUCGGACUGUGACCACUCCCAUGCUCGUCAACAUGAACGUGCGACAGACUCCUAAUCCCAGCACUCCUAUCCAACAGGGCAACCCCAGCCCUCCAGCUCACCCUAGCCCCGGACACCACGGACAUCCAGGGCACCCUGUGCAUACCAGUCAUGGAUAUUACUACGAUCCUGGACGGGGGUACUAUCCUCCCCCAAUUGAGCAGUAUUCUCCCCCUCAGCUUCAGCCCCCACGGCAACCCCAGUAUCACACUCCUGGAUCAGUGGAAGAUCUGCUCUUUCCGGCUUCUCUCUAUCCUGAAAAUCUUCCGGACCGACAGAAGAACGGCAAAACCAUUCCUCGAUCGAAACGAAAGGCCCCAGUGCGUUACUCAGAUGUGAAGAAGGACGAAAUGAAGAACAGCGCGUCACCAGUGGCCACCAACCCCAACCCUGGCCAUGUUCAAAGCCCCGCGCCGGUUGCCCAAUCUCCCUACCCAAGCCAAGUUGCUCCUCCCUCUGGCAACCCUCCCCACGGCUACGUCAACCAUGGUGCACAGGGCCUUCCUCCUUUUGGUGGCCAGUAUCCGCCCACGCCUCAGCCAGGAUACUACCCCGGCCCUCCUCCUCAGCCGCAGUGCAACUACGGAGGUCCGUACUACUAUCCACAGCCUUCGGUGCAACCCAACUACGGGUACGCUAGUCAGGCGUACCCCCAGGGUUAUCCUCCGCCGGGUCUCGUUGCUCAGGCCACCCCUGCACCUGUUCACGAGACUCCCUUUUCAUCUGUGCCGAAUCCUGCUGUUGCGCCUCCUAAUCUCGGACUGGCGACUGCUAUGCCUGGAGCUGUCCCAGUGACCAACGCAGUUCACCCUGUCAACUCCAGCCCUGUGGCAGUUACUCCUGUUGCCCCAGGGGUUCCUAUGGCACCGAUUUCCAACCCGUCGCCCCCAAUUGCAGUAGCCCAGCCACCUGAAAUGUCCCCGGCCACCUCUCCGACAUCGUCGCGGCUCCCUCCUAUCAGCAGCUUGGUCAACACAACUUCUACGUCCAAGUCGCCGGCUAUGGGUACUCUUCCUCCUCCGAGAUUAAGCAUUGGCAAGCCUGGAGAGGGUCGACGACUGUCCUCGACCAACCUGCCGUUGCCCACAAGACAGAACAGACGUUUUUACGGCCCAGUUUAA